AUGGCAGCUAGCGGGCUAGCUACGAUAGUUGGCGUCUUUGUGACAGUGGCCAUUGUAAUUGGAUCUCUCAUCGUGAAUAUCAUCAUUCUAUCAAAGGUAAACAAUGUGAAGUCAACCGUUUCAAAAAUCAACGAUAACAUGGUGACACCGGAUCUUCCUACAUGUCCACCGAUGCCCACUGACGCUCCACUAUUGCCCACCGGCAAUCCAAAAUAUCAAGAAGCUGCAAGCUAUUUGAUGCAAGGACUUAAUGAGACGUUUGAUCCGUGCGAAGAUUUCUACAGUUUUACAUGUGGUUCAUAUUUCGUUUUACAUCAAAAUGAUCUUGGGAAUGUUUCGAGAGUCGGCACAUAUGAUGAAGGUCAAACAAAGAUCAAUCAAUGGAUUUAUCAACAACUUGAAAAGACGACCAAUUCAUCAUCAACUAUCACUCAGCAGAUCACAUGGAAAGCAGCUCAAACUUGCAACAAAUACUAUAGUGGAAAUCCAAUUGACAAAUCCGCUGACAUGUACAAAGAGAUGAAGGAUUUAUUUGGUGGAAUCCCGUUCGUUGAUGGAGACUCGUGGAAAGCUAUUAGUGAUAUGACAAAGUUUUUUGGAGCAGUGGGGAAAUUGGAGCUCGAGCACGCUUUGGGCACUCUUUUCAGCACAUUGGUUACCGUCGACUAUGUGAACACUGACAAGAAUGGGAUUUUCGUUGGACAGCCAAUUCUCGCAUUGCCUCGAGAAUUCUAUGUGAAACCUCAAUUCCUCUCACAAGUCCUCAAUCGAGUCACUGACGUGAUGCAAACAUUGACCACUUUCUACAAGUCAAUCAAGGGAAAGGCUGUUGAUUUGAGUCAGAUUGCCAGCGACAUUGUCAACUUCGAGAUCUCAAUCGCGAUCGCCUCAUGGCCAGAUGAUCAAAUGAGAAAUUACAAGCAACAGUACAAUCUCUACAAUUAUGCUAAGCUCAGCAGUGCCUUCAAAAGUAUUAGCUUGACCUCUUAUGUGGAUGCUCUUGUUGCAGGGAAUGGACAAACCGAUGCGCAGAAACAAGUGAACUCUCUGAUCAUCACUCAACCUUCAUUCUUCUCAUGGCUUGACUCAGUCUUCGAAGGCGGCUUGAUCAAGCAAGAGACGAUUGUCAACUAUAUUGCUUAUCAAUUUAUUGCUAACAAUCAAGAUUUCCAACCAGCUGACGGUAAAACAGAGCGUGCUUUGCGAUAUCAUGAACGACGUGGACGAGGAUUGAGAAAUAUCGGGGCAACACGAGAAGUCCGAAAAUCGACUGAUCUAAGAGAUAUCUGCGUCGGAAUCAUCACCGAUUUGAUGCCUUAUGGACCUGGCUACUUCUACACAAAGAAUAGAGCUGAUCGAGAGCCAGCUCGCGCUGAUGUCAAAAUUCAGACUGGUUAUGUGAUUGAAUCUUUUCGUGAAAUGGUUGGCACUCUCACGUGGAUGACCAAAGACAGUCAAGCCAAAGCAUAUGAAAAAGCCGACAAAUUGAUUCAAAAUUAUGGUUAUCCCGAGAUGCUCUUUGGUUCUUUUAAAGGAGACGAUGAUGCAAGAGUUGACAAGUACAAUGAGGACUACAAGGGGAUUUUAAACACUGAUGAUUUCUAUGAGAUUAUGAAGAUUCUCUCAAAAGGAAUGGAAGUACGAGAAUUCUUUAAGAUUCUCAACAACGAUUACACAAAAGAUUACUGGCCAACCUCAAGACAUAAUUUCUUGGCUUCUCCAGCUACAGUAAAUGCUUGGUAUCAGCCGGAGCGAAAUUCGAUCACUUUUCCAUUAGCUGUGCUCAGUGAGCCAUACUAUGACCUCACCUUUCCACAAGCUUUUAACUAUGGUGGUCAAGGUGGGACUGGUGGACAUGAGUUGACACAUGGUUACGAUGAUGAAGGUGUACAAUUUGGCCCUACUGGUCAACUCAUUGCCAAUGAUGAUUUCCAUUCGGGAUGGAUGGACGCAAAUUCGACUCAAGGAUUUAUCGACAUGGCACAGUGUGUUGUUUCACAAUUCAAUACACAAUGUUGCCCAGUGAAAACAGGAAAUGUUCACUGUGCAAACGGAGAAACGACUCAAGGGGAGAAUAUUGCUGAUCUUGGAGGUCAACAAGCUGCUUUCAGAGCUUAUCGCAAAUAUGUGGAGAGGAAUUUGAAAGGAGUUGAAGAAGAUCGUUUACCGUAUCCGAUGAAUAAAUACACACCAAAUCAGAUCUUCUGGAUCAGUUAUGGAUACAGUUGGUGCAUGCUACAAAGGCCAGAUAACCUCGUCAGACAGAUCCUCACCAAUCCCCAUGCUCCUGCACAAUGCCGAACGAAUCAAGUGAUGCAAGACAUUCCACAAUUCGCAUCCGAUUUCAAUUGUCGACAAGGACAGAAAAUGUACCCAUCAGAUGAGGAUCGAUGCAAAGUUUGGGUGGGACAA
This is a messenger RNA of Mesorhabditis belari, 2412 nucleotides long. The record is from the annotation of a GenBank genome assembly. Lineage: Eukaryota; Metazoa; Nematoda; Chromadorea; Rhabditida; Rhabditidae.